Molecule: messenger RNA, 1842 nt
Organism: Ambispora gerdemannii
Lineage: Eukaryota; Fungi; Glomeromycota; Glomeromycetes; Archaeosporales; Ambisporaceae
Source: the annotation of a GenBank genome assembly
AUGGAAGAUCACUUACAAACCUAUUUGCAGUAUUUUCUCGAUACGCGACGCGGUUACUCGGCGAUUGAUUUUUUCAAGAAAUAUGGUUUCAACUACCGCGACAAAGAGACAGCUCAUCUUAUAUUAAGUAAGUGUCUUGAAUACCUGCGUUCAAGCUCGAAACCAGAAUUGCAAACAAUUUCUGCUAACGUAAUGAAGGCCCUAGAGAACAAGAAAUAUCUUAAUGCCUUUUGGGCAUCCAAAAAAAGCGAGGAGAAGAAAGAUAAUUUGGAAAAAAGAAUGCAGAUUGCCGAGAAGAAGAGCAAAUUGUAUGAUGUUGAACAACACGCGACUGUAAAAAAAUUAGUAUAUAAACAGGAUAAUAAUGUUCGCGAAAAUUUCAGUGCCGAAAUAUUAAAAAAAAGAGAUAGUAUUCAAGAUAUAGAAAAGGAACAACCUUCUAUUCCGAAAUCUCGUAAACGAAAAAGAAAAGACUUACUAGAAAAUAAGAAUGGCGAAAAAGUCAAAGAAAUUCUUGUUCGUAUGACGUCAAAGACUAUUGAGCAAGCAAAGGAAAUACAAUCUAAAGGGAAAAAAUUAGAGGCAUCCACUUUAAGCACUAUACGGCUUGGGCUAAACAUCGAGCCAAAGAAAUUUGAGAGUGUAAUCGAAAAUGACAUUAACAAAAUAGAGGAGCUUUGUAGUGAAUACAAAUACUGGGAGGCAAGGGAUUUUGUGUAUGAGAAAUUAAAGGGACGUCCAGAUAAAACUAGAACUUUGCAACAUCAAGUCAUGAAAAUCUAUUUCUUUAUUAUAGAGAUGUUUCUAGUAGAUCCCUACAUUUUUGUCGACAGGGAAGGAAAUAAACAAAAUUUAACAGAAAUUGAAUUCGUCCUCAAAGUUGCGGGUCCAACAAUAGAUAUAAUAUUUUCCGAUGUUCAACAUCUUGUUCAGCUUAAAUGGGGAGAAACAGUAUCAAAAGCAACGGCAGUUGGAAGAAAAAUCGACUUACAAGUUACAUGCCGAAGAAAAAAUCGAGGAAAAAUUGUGGAGCUUAGCCAUUCUGAGUGCGCUCGUAGAACAACUCCUACUAAAAUUAUUAAUGAUCGUAGUAAAUGCUUGAGAACAAAUAAAUUUGUUCUUGAUCAAUAUCUUUCACAUGAUCUGUCCGAUGAAAUAACCGAAAAUUCUGCAGUUAUUGGGUUGCAGUUAGCAGCUUUAUAUGGUCAAAUAAUUGGUGUUGACUUAUUAGAUAAUGGAUUAUAUUUCGGAUUUGAAGGACCACUAUUAAGGUUUCCUACUCAAAUCAAUGAUAUUACUGUUCUGAAACAAACUUUGGAAGCAUUAUAUUUCUUUAAGGAAGCAUCUUCCACAAAAGAUAUUUUGCAGUCCUCGACUUGUCCAGAAUUACCGAAAAAUCCUCAACCCCCAACACGAAGUGCUAUUUCUCCUGAAAUAAGAAGUGAUUCUGGGAUAUCAUCCAUUUCACCAUCUAUCGAAGACCACUCUACUGAUUCCGUGUCCUUAGAGCAGAUUUCUGACAAUACUCCUGAAAAGUUAGAAAAUACACCUGAUAACACAUCAAAUUCUGAUGACCAUGAUUGUCCUUCAGCACCACAAGGAGACGGUGUGCGAGUUCCGACGUGUCCUCUCUGCAACGUUCCUGUUCCGAUAAAUAAAGGAGAAGAUCCGAAUCUACGGGUAACAUGGAACGACAUAUUGCAAAUGACUGUCGACCACCACCAAAAACCACAUCAACAAAACCCUUCAAUUCCUGCUCAUUUCAAAAUUGUAAACAACGUGUUGCUGUACGAUUACUGUGUGCCGGAUGCGGCAAGAACUAUUGUAUUAAACAUCGACUAG